This is a messenger RNA of Mercenaria mercenaria, 901 nucleotides long. Its product is annotated as short-chain collagen C4-like. The coding region runs from base 68 to 871 and encodes 267 amino acids. The transcript is spliced from 4 exons. The record is from RefSeq and is a predicted model, not a curated record. Lineage: Eukaryota; Metazoa; Mollusca; Bivalvia; Venerida; Veneridae.
AAAAUGAGGUCUGUUAAUCUUUUAUCAGGACCUUUGGAAUUAAAUUUGUCUAUCAGAACUGAAAUGCAUGGAGAUGUUGCUUUUGAAAUAUGGACAUCACCUUUUGCUUGCAUUUUGUGCAGUACAAGUUAUCAGUGCCGUCGAAAAGCCGACACGUAUGCUAUUUCACUCUGAAGGCGACAUGGCUGCGGAACUCAUUCGGCUACGUGCCGAGUUAGCCAACACAACACAACAGCUUGGCGCAGUUCUAUCAGAGGUGACAGUUCUAAAGAAGGAAAUAAACUCUAUCGGAUCAACACAACAAAGUUUUUCCAAUAAGCUAUCAGGGUCCGUUUACGUACGUUGGGGAAAGAAGACAUGUCCAAAUGGUGCUGAAAUGGUAUAUCAUGUGUUAGGUUAUAGUGGAGGCAAACUGUACACUGACCAAGGCAGUGGAUCUGACAGUCUGUGCCUACCUUCCGAUCCAACAUGGGGGCAUUAUGUUGAUGGAUAUCAGGACUAUAGGGCAGCAAUUUAUGGCACAGAAACAGAUAUGCCUACCCACCCUUUCUUCAAGUAUGAAGUAAAUCAGCAGGAUAUGCCAUGUGCUGUCUGCAAGUCAAAUAGAUCGACAACUCUAAUGAUUCCAGCGCGGAAAGACUGUUACCCUGUAUGGACACUAGAAUACUCAGGCUACUUAGUUAGUGCUUCAUCAAAUCAUCAUGUCUCAUAUAACCACGCCUGCUUAGACGCCCAACCGGACUUCCUGGAUCACGGCUCUGCAAACGAUAAUGAACAUAUUUUUCAUUUAGUUGAAGGCCACUGUGGAUCGCUCCCUUGUCCUCCAUAUGUCGCCGGCCGUGAACUCACGUGUGUUGUGUGUUCGAAGUGAAUUGAGUUACCAAUAAAUUGAGCUACGUCC